UCGUGCAUCUAGCCUGCAUCCCGCGUUCGACGAAACGCUUCGCUGUUACGUACAAAAAUCGGCGAACCCCUGGUUGAGGGCCGCACACGACCACCAAUCCGACACAGCACUUGGCAAACGAUACCAGCCACGGUAGCUAGUUUCCGAUUCGGUGGCUACCACGAGGGAAAAGGGAAAAAAAGAAUUAUCAAUAUCCACGUUCCUUGCGGCCAUAGGACCCGCCGGGACUAAUAGAUUGCAGCAAUAGGGUGACGAGUUAUUUCUGUUACUAACAGGCACCGCUUAUAAGUCGAGCCUAGCUUGGAAAUCGACAGUAGGUAAUCAUGAUGGUCCCUAGGUCCUUUUUCUACUCUCGUAAACAACCGAUACCCCCAACCUCUGUACCGGCUGCAUCACCCAAGCUAUCUUCAGCUACGAGUAAAAGAAAGGAUGAUCCGUCAACGAAGAAGCACGCCAUCUCUCCCACCAAGUCUACCACUAUUACUACCACACCACCAAAACAGCCAACCAUGGCUAAGCGGAAAAUCACACAAUCAGAAAGCCUAUCUCCACCAAGUACCAGCCCGCCUAGUACAACGAUAGCGAACGUUGUCGCGCGAUCAAAUACUCCUUCGAGCGCCGUAGAGAUUCCCAUUAAAUUUAACCAAGAUAGCGCGCAUCAACACCGGUCACGCCCUCAUGCGCAUCCCCAUCGGAAGCACUUUUCUCCAAGUCGAAAUGGCCGAAUACCGCACUCACCUGAUUCUAUUCCCCCAUCGGUGGCCGCGUUGCUUGCUAUCACCAGCAUUCCUCCGCCCACUCGAAGGGGGAGGUCACGUCAAGGGCAAUCUAGGGACUCAUCUAGGGACUCACGGAUGACCGUAGAUUCUAUUGUCCAACGAUCACAGGUUUCAGAGAAAGAACUAAGCCAAGAAUUUAGCGAGGAAUUUGGUCGGGAUAUAGGCGAUCUAAGCCCUGCAUCUUACAAUCGCAGCCCAUUGGAAGUCCUCCUCAGUCCGCCGGAUGAGUUCGACGAAGAUGAGGCUUCCAUAAAUAGCGACGGUGCGUUUACUUCAGCUUUCUCAACUCGUGCGGCUUCAUUCGACAGCAUCCCGUCUCUAGGCGACUCAAUUGGAACUAGCAUAGUCACUUCCAUCGACUCUCCUAUAACGCCACGCGGUAGGAGAAUACGGCCGCCCAGACGUUCUCUAGAGCCGGUAUCUUCACCACCUGGCCAAUGCCUAGAGCAUCCACUUUCUACGAAAGGCGAUUUAGAGGUUGAUCAACUUGAUUUCAGGGUCUUUGACCAAAAGUCGGGUUCAGGAGAGCAGAAGCGGGCCACGGGAUUGAUGCCAUUCAAAUCUGCCUUUAAAUCAAAUUUAACCGCAUCACUUCGCGCAUUGCGCUCUGCAGCUCGUUCACUAUCCAGCUUCACUGCUUCAUCAAUUCCUCCUGAUGAUUUCCUCACUAGAUCGAUACUCACGAUUGACCCGCGGGUCCCUUUUACUGAUGAGAGAAUGCCGCCUGCUUUAGGGGAGGAACCUAGUGAAGCAAUGCGCCGUUAUUUGAACCCGACCAGUAGUUCACGCGCCGAGUCACGUGUCCGAUCAUCUGUACGAAGCUAUACUGCUUCUAUACAAAUGCAAACAUAUAAAAUACAGAGAUCGAGAAGUUCCCCGGCCAGCAGUCGUGCUUCAACUCAAACGGGCAAUUCUAGCAAGUCCUCUAACGUCGACGCAUUUCCCUCGGGUCCCCGCCAGCGUGAGAUGCGCGAGAACUCGGACUUCAUCCGUAUUGCUGUCUUGGAGCACCUGAUGCGCAAGCGUGGCAAACUAGACGACCAACGCGAAGGACAUGCACGCUGGCUUCUACCGCCAAGGAAAACCACAUCAAAGCCAUACGAAAUUGGGACUGAUGGUAUUCCCUCGAGAUGGGUCGCUGUAUCACAAGAUGUGAUCUGAGAUCGAAAGACAUGGCCUUUUCACAUGCACUAGCCAACUAUCAUCGUCACCAAUCAAAUACCGCCAAACCGCCAAUUACACUGCGAUCCACGAGACGAGGAUUUGAUGACUACACUACAUCCUAGGAAGCCACUACGGAACGGUCUUAUGAUUGUGUGGGUAUCGUUACAGGGCCAACAACUGUGGGUAAGGGGUUGUCCCACUCGCUACGUCAACCGUUCACGGCCAUGAACCUUGCCCUGGUUUUCCAAGUCCCGGGAAAUUCCAAACAUUGAAUUACUCCAUCUUGCCGAUAUCGCCAAUCGAACUGGGUCCACAUUAUUCUUCUAGAAGCCGGAAGCUAGAAGCUAGAAGCUAGGCCUACGACAGUAUGGUCAUGAUAAUUUUCAAAAAGAUGGAGAACAUUCAGUAAGGGUCCUCGAGCUAUUAAUUCGACGUCCGAUAUGCAAGCGUACGACCGAUCUCGGAUAUUAGAAGGGUCCCAACGAUAAUUUAAUGAAUUAGGGCAUCUUCAUCUCUUGUCGGGU
Messenger RNA from Hypoxylon fragiforme, 2467 nucleotides. RefSeq lists its product as uncharacterized. Lineage: Eukaryota; Fungi; Ascomycota; Sordariomycetes; Xylariales; Hypoxylaceae. The record is from RefSeq and is a predicted model, not a curated record. The transcript has a single exon. The coding region runs from base 324 to 1940 and encodes 538 amino acids.